Molecule: messenger RNA, 438 nt
Organism: Lathyrus oleraceus (garden pea)
Lineage: Eukaryota; Viridiplantae; Streptophyta; Magnoliopsida; Fabales; Fabaceae
Exons: 2
Coding region: 1-438 (145 amino acids)
Source: RefSeq, a predicted model, not a curated record
AUGCCUGAAACUGACAUACCUGAUGUAGUAGAUGACAUACCUAAGACUAACAUACCUGAUGUAGUAGAUGACAUACCUGAGACUGACAUAGUUGAGGGCCAACAUGACAUACCUGAAAGUGACAUAAUUGAGGGCCAACAUGACAUACAUGAAACUAACACCAUGAGUGAGAUACCUGACAUUGACUCACAACUUGAGAUACAUGAACAAAAUGCAAAAAAUAUUGAGUUUGAUGACUCUGAUGAUGAGGUAUUAAAUGAUGGAAUUGAUGAGGUUUUGGUAGGAGUGAGAGGAUUUGCUGUUGAGGAGAAUGAUCAAGAGGUGGAUAAAUUAGAAGUGGAUGAUGUAAGUAAAGGAAAAAAAAGUAAGGGUGGUAGACCUAAGAAAAAAAAGGCCAAGGGAAGUUCCAACAAGAAAAAGGGAAGACCUUGCAAAUAA